AGGCAGACUGGCAGAUGUCUAUUAUUUCCUUCCCUCCCACUCUUUUGAUGGUAAAGGUAAGAUGAAUCGCUACACUACUCCUUCACAUCACAGAUCGGCGGAAAGAAGUCCGCGUGAUGUCGGAUCCCUUGAGUGUUGCGGCAUCAGUCGCGGGAUUGAUCGCAUUAUCCGGCAGCAUAUACGUGACUAUAUCGAACUUCGUUGCUGAAUUCAACGAGGCCCCCCAAUCCGCUUACUCGCUACUUCUUAGUGUUUCCGAGAUGAGACUAGCCCUCACAGCUGUAUCGAAGUUAAUAGACUCUUUUCGGAAUAUAUCGCCAACUAGAAGAGCGAUGGUUCAGCUAGACCAUCUUGUCAUGUGCUUAACACAGCUGGUAAUCACCUUUGACGAAUUGAAACAAUUCGUCAGCACUUGGCCCGAGAAGAUACAGUCUGGGCUAUGGAAUAGAUGGCGGUUCUCUUACAUGAAAGAAAGGAUGUUGAAGCUGAGUACAAAAAUUCAGGAACAUAAAACUUCUACAAGUUUGCUACUAAACAUCCUUCAAUGUGAGUCUGACAUUGAAGCCCGAAGAUCUGGAGAUUCACUUCAUGUUAUGAUGGAAAGGGCGCUACAGGAGAAUCAGAAUCUUCAAGACCAGAUAAGGGAUCUUGGAGGUAUGGUAAGGAGUACGGCUCAAUCGGUGAGAAGCCUCACGGUAUCCGAGCCUCCUCACCGUAACCCUGGUUACAGGAGUACACCGGUUGGCUUGGAGGACAUCGAAGAAGACGAUGCAUCUACAAUCCGAUAUGCACCGAAGCUGGCAGACACACUCAGCAUUUCCAAUAGUACUCGUCAAACCACUAGGACACGUUCAAUCUCCGAUACACUGAUGACGCGCAAGCUGAGACCAAGGCGGUUCAGUGCGCCUAAAGAAUUCAACCUAGUCAACAACACCAUAUUCGAACGGCCCUUCGAGAAUGAGUUGGCACAUUCCCCAGUAUAUGCUCGAAUAAGAGGAAAUGAAUGUGAUGUGUCAUUCACGACCAGUCAGCCAAUGAGUGGCUUCUGGAGUAUGCUGUCAGGCCUAAGUCUAAGCCAGAUAUCCAACAUAUCAGUCAUUGCCCUACCAAUAAGUUCAGGAGACAUCGCAAGCAUUUCGUGGUAUGAGACAGAGCCGAAGAAGGUCUUCAUUACGGGUCCUCGAUAUAUUUUCAAGAUAGCGAUUCUCGGACUGAGAAAGUCUGGGAAGUCUGCCUUAACAACUAGGUUUUGCUUCGACCAUUUUUAUGAGACGAUUCAAGUUAACAUGAUAGGUGUUCACAAGAAGACCACCAUCGUCGAUGAGAGUCACUGUCUUAUCCGCGUAAUCGAUACGCCAGCGUGGACUGGUACACCAGCGUGGACUAAUAUGCUAGCAUUGUCCGACCUUGCUCCGACUGGUCCUCAAUACACCAUUUUUAAGGCAAUAAAAGAAGCCGAUGGCUUCAUAAUCGCAUGCCCGGUGUUUAUCAAAGAUUCUGACUCCCAAUACACCCAGCUCGCUUCGCUGCAUGAUUUCAUCCUUCGAGUUAAGGGGGAAGCCUGGACGGUGAACAAAGCAAUAGCUAUUGUGGGAACUAUGUCCGAUCUAAGACACAAAUCAUAUGGUACAGCCAGGGAGUUUGCAGACGAAACUCGCUGUGACUACUUUAGUUGCUCAGCUCAGGAAGGUACAGAUAUUGAGGAACCUUUUUAUCAUCUCGUAAGGAAGAUGUCUCAGUGUAGAUGAUCACCACCAGCUUUAUCACCCACUCCAGUUGUGGAAUCACCUCUUCAAAGCUAAGUCUCUUGGACAUUAGACUAAAGAGAGCAUGACUGUAUAACCCUAUGACCUCAUUAGCAUAGGUCCCUAUCCGAGGCGUCUUGAUGAGACCACACACGUGUAGAAGAAGGAGCACUGGGUACUAAGAUAUGUAUCUAACCUACUACCAUACCCGAGCUACACGAAGUACCGCUAUAAAUCAAACUACCUAACCUACUUAUAUUUCAGGAUGGGUUGC
Molecule: messenger RNA, 2019 nt
Organism: Hypoxylon fragiforme
Lineage: Eukaryota; Fungi; Ascomycota; Sordariomycetes; Xylariales; Hypoxylaceae
Product: P-loop containing nucleoside triphosphate hydrolase protein
Exons: 3
Coding region: 117-1748 (543 amino acids)
Biological process (GO): signal transduction
Cellular component (GO): plasma membrane
Molecular function (GO): GTP binding; GDP binding; GTPase activity
Source: RefSeq, a predicted model, not a curated record